AUGGAUUCACUAGAGGCUCUCGAUGAGUACAUUAAAUCAAAAGAUAAUUUCAAAAAAUGCAUAAACUCUUCUGAAGUUCCUGUAAUUUGUAAAUCCGAACCUUGUAUGCUUGGAGUAGAUGAAGCAGGUCGUGGUCCAGUAUUAGGUCCAAUGGUAUACGGUAUAGCAUAUUGUCCAUUGAAUCAGACGAACAUCUUGCAAUCUUUAGGUUGUGCAGAUUCAAAGGCUCUUACAGAAGCAAAGAGAGAUGAAAUUUUAUUAAAAAUGUUUUCUGAAAGUGAAACAGUACAAAAUGUUGGUUGGAUUGCUGAAAUUAUAUCUCCAAAUUAUAUUUCGAAUUCUAUGUAUAGACGAGCAAAACAUUCAUUGAAUGAGGUCUCAAUGAGCUCAGCCAUAGGUUUAAUAAAAAAAGCAAUAGAAAUGGGGGCAAAUAUUGCAGAAGUUUAUGUCGACACAGUAGGGCCACCUGAAAAGUAUCAAGCCAAACUGAGUGAAAUUUUUCCAAAUAUUAAAAUAAUAGUUACAGCAAAAGCAGAUUCUAUUUAUCCAAUUGUAUCAGCAGCGAGUAUUGUGGCAAAAGUGACAAGAGACCAUGCACUUAAAGUGUGGAAAUUUCAUGAGGGCCUGCAGUUAGAUCAUACUGAAUUUGGCAGUGGAUACCCCGGAGAUCCCCUAACUAAGAAGUUCAUACGAGAUCAAAUAGACCAUGUUUUUGGAUAUCCCUUACUAGUACGAUUCAGUUGGUCCACUGCAGAGUUGAUGUUACAAGAAAAAGCAGCGAAAUGCACCUUUGAAGAAGUGGAAGAUACAAACAAAAAACCAGCAGGAACUCAAUCUAUCACCACAUUCUUUUCCCCAAGAAACGAAAAGAAACGAAAACUACACAAAUUCUUUGAAGAGAGAUAUUUGACGAUGAGCAAUGCUUUUGAA
Brenthis ino (lesser marbled fritillary) is the source of this 930-nucleotide messenger RNA. NCBI's taxonomy places the organism in Eukaryota, Metazoa, Arthropoda, Insecta, Lepidoptera, Nymphalidae. The record is from the annotation of a GenBank genome assembly.